Molecule: messenger RNA, 899 nt
Organism: Hibiscus syriacus
Lineage: Eukaryota; Viridiplantae; Streptophyta; Magnoliopsida; Malvales; Malvaceae
Product: cytochrome c-type biogenesis protein CcmE homolog, mitochondrial-like
Exons: 2
Coding region: 1-750 (249 amino acids)
Biological process (GO): cytochrome complex assembly; protein-heme linkage
Cellular component (GO): plasma membrane
Molecular function (GO): heme binding
Source: RefSeq, a predicted model, not a curated record
AUGGAAAACUUUGAUCUUAAACCUGUCCAUCACCCUACCGUCCGCUCUAAGAACCGUUGUAUUUGCUUCAGUUCUGCUUCUCCGCCGUCGAUCUCCCGUAUCGCGCAACCUCCCAUCUCUGCCAUCAACCAGUUCUUCGCAUCCCCCACCAUCCGCUUCCUCUCCACUUCCACACGCCGCGUCCCCACCAUACCUGAAAAGGUCAAUAUCGGGGCCCAAGCCCGCCAGCUCCAGACCCGCCGUCUCUGGACCUACGCCUUAACCUUCGGUUGCGUUGCGGGAUUUGUAGUUUUAGUUCUCAACAAUUUUCAAGAUCAAUUAGUUUUCUACGUUACCCCAACCGACGCCCUCGAAAAAUACACGAAAAAUCCUUCGAAAACGAAGUCCAGACUCGGCGAUCUGGUUCUGGAAGGAAGCGUGAUUCAGCCGGGUUCUUGUAAAGAAAUGGAGUUUGUCAUUACCGAUUUGAUAACCGAUAUUUUGGUUCGGCACGAAGGUUCUCUACCGGAUUUGUUUAGAGAUAGACAUUCCGUUGUGGUUGAAGGAUUUGUUAAGCCGUUUACGGAAGAAAUUAAAAGGGACGUUUCUUCGAGGAGCGUUUCUACGAAAGCAAGGAGCGGCGACUGUUACUUUUCGGCCACCGAGGUUCUUGCCAAGCAUGACGAGAAGUAUAUGCCUCAAGAAGUUGCAGCUGCCGUUGAGAAGAACAAAAAGAUUAUUGAAGAAGGAGCCAAGGAAUCGAUGGUUUGACAUUGGUAUGACUGACAAAUUUUCUUAUGGUAAUUCUUUGCUUUAUUUGGAGGCUUAUUCAUUUUGAUUGGAAUUUUUGUAAACUUAUCGGCUGAGAUUGAAUCAUUGAAUAGAUGGAGAAUUAAUUUUUUAAUGGAAUUAUAAUACCA